Messenger RNA from Cololabis saira (Pacific saury), 1297 nucleotides. RefSeq names its product MORN repeat-containing protein 4-like. The record is from RefSeq and is a predicted model, not a curated record. The coding region runs from base 145 to 591 and encodes 148 amino acids. The transcript is spliced from 5 exons. Lineage: Eukaryota; Metazoa; Chordata; Actinopteri; Beloniformes; Belonidae.
AUGAGGCAGCUCCGCCAGCAACGGCUACGAAAAAAAGAGGCUAAAAUACUCGCAGUGAGGAGCAGAAAUCCUCUAAGUGACGUGUUGUUUUCAACGAUGUAAAGAAACGGGACUGAGAGGCCGUUUGUUACAGCAGCAGGACCCAUGACCCUGACACGAGGAUCCUUCACCUAUUCCAAUGGCGAGGAGUACCACGGAGAAUGGAAAGAAGGUCUGCGUCACGGCCUGGGUCAGCUGACCUUCAGCGACGGGACGUGCUACACGGGCCAGUUUGAGAACGGCCUCUUCAACGGCUGCGGCGUGCUGGUGUUUCCUGACGGCUCCAGGUACGAAGGAGACUUUGUUCAGGGGAAGUUCCAAGGUUUCGGCGUCUUCACUCGCUUCGACAGUAUGAAGUUUGAGGGCGAGUUCAAAGGCGGAUGUGUGAAUGGCCACGGAGCGCUGAGCUUGGUGGACGGAGGCCACGGCGGAGCAGGCAGCAGCCACGAGGGCGUGUUCCAGACCAGCCAGCUGACGAGGAGGGAGAGCGGCCACGCGGCCGUCCAGAGGGCGCAGGCGGCAGCCGCCAAGGCCCGAGCCCUGGCCAUGUGACACGUUUACAUCACCCACAGUGCCCGGAACCAGGACCAUCCUCCACCAUCCCUGUUUACGCUUUACCUGCUGAGUAGGACAUUUAUACCCGCCUCUCAUUUAUUCUGUUCAAAGUCUUGAACUUCUUUGACAAUGGGUUAAGAUUUAUAAAUAUUUUUACUGUUAUGAUGAAUUUUCCAUGUGCACAUUCUCUAAAAAAUAAAUAAUUAAAUAAGAAUACCUCCACUAAGUCACUAUGUAUGAAGGAGCCACUGAUUCAGGAUCGGCUGAGCCAAACUCAGAUUUACUUUUUAGUUCACUCAUUGGUGCUAAAUCUGAUUCAGGGUUUUAGAGCCUGACAAUGAGAUUCAAAAGGUUGUAUAUACAAAGCUUUUUCCUGCUGAUCACACUGAUCCGGUGGUUUGUAUGUAAACGUGGGUUUAAACCGGGCUUUACAUAGUUCUAACUGAUCUAGGCGUCUGUAGGAGCAGCAUGCCGUCAUAUUUGAUCAAAUCAGACUGAUGCCUCUGAAAUCCCUUGCUAAUUAUUUUGGGUUUCAGCUUUUACAAUGUGCAAAGAAAAAGGCUGAAAAAGGGGAAUUUAUGAAAGGUAAACUCAUGAAAGGAAUAAAAAGAAGAAAAAACCUUGAGAAAAGCCCCAACUUUGUAUCAGGUGGGUUGUUUGCCACCACGUUAGUGUAGACAGUAGAGAUCUGGUCACUUGUGGA